AUAACAAUUGGAGAAUCGAGAAGAAAAAGAAAUCCCUGCAGUCGAAGCUCGAGACCAACGAAGGCUCCACCAUGUACAGCAAGAAGCUGGAGCGGAUGCACCGCCCGGCCUCGGACAUCACCAAGUACGACAACGAGCCGUACAUGAAGAACCCGCUGCUCAAGUUCCGGAUAAGCGAGGUGCACGAGCGGCGGCACUUUCAGUUCCUCAAGCAGAAGGCGGCGGACGUCAAGGUGCGCGUGGCCCGCCAGAAAUGGCAGCCGGAACCGGACAUGCGUCUCCUGCCCCAGUCGCACUACGAGGACAACCUGCGACGCGAGGUGCGCAAGAUCGUUGUGCCGCCGAUGCUGCGCCGCACCGAGGCCAAGAUCCUCAGUUUCGCCUCGGAGCGGCUGAAGAACAAGUACCCGGAGCUGGUGCAGGCCUACAUGCAGGAUGUGCACCAGGAGUUUAACCGCCUGAUGAAGGUGUACAGCAUGAAGAACAUCCUGCGCCAUCCUGAGUUCUCCGACGAGGAUCCCUCGCAGUUCGAGCUGCCCCGUCCUGACAUCAGCUUCCGGCGAGCUGGCCGUACUCAGAAUUACAGCAACUUCCUGGAGAACCGGCGACGCAUCGCCCAGAGGCUGCUGAUCCUACAGCUGCCGUUGCGCGCCAUUCUCAACAUAUCCGUCGGGGAGCUGCCCAACCUGGCCUGCGUCUUCCACUAUGUGAUGGCCACCGGAGCCAUGCAGCAGCAGCUGGGUCUGGGCGGCCGGGAAGCAUUGUCCCACAAGUUCUACCGCAAGUACAUUCAGAACCAGCUGGACAAGGUGAACACCUUUCUGCGGUGGACCUGGUACCCCAAGGUGGUGCUGGUGCUGCGCAAGCUGAUGCGCAAGCGUGUCAUGCCGAUGAGCACCUGGAAGCGGGCCUGGAACGCCCUGGAGGGUCUGAUGAACCGCGAGAUGACCAACAUGAAGAUCCGCACCUUCGAGGAAAUGUACCGCAUGUGCAGCCACCCGCGAACGAUGCCCAUGCUGCGCAUGUCCCUCGAGUGGGCCGAGUUCUCCAGCGACCUGGACACGCGUCCCAACGUGUGGGCCAUCCUGCGCACCUUCGCCGAGAUCGCCACCGAAAUAUCGAUGGUGGGCUACCGCAUGGAGCCACUGCAGCCGCAGGUCCAGACGCUCACCUCGAUGGCUAUGUACGCGAAGGUGAACGACUACCUCAAGAUCGAAAUGAACGAGAACUUCCUGAAGGAUGUGAUUGAUAAGGUUCAGGACAUUAUCCUGCGCACGUACCAGGAGGUGAUCCAGUACAUCGAAGGCUUUCGGGAGAAGUAUUAUGCUCUGUACUCCUGGCAGGAACGGGACGCCCUGAAUCAGUUUCUGUCCGAGCCGCACGAGUUCGAGGAGUACUUCGCCCGGAUCGACAUGUACUACGGCUUCAUCCAGAUGCUGCGAAGCGAGCCGGGAACCGAAUACUUCGUAAUGGCCGUGAUCCACAACGAACCAGCCGUAAUUGGACUUCGAACCCUGGCUGAAAACCUGAUUCAGGAGAUCACCACGAUCAUCAUUCGGGAGCACAUCAAGGCGGAGGUGGAGAUCUGCGAUGAGUUCGAGAAGAUCAAGUACCGAGCUUUGGAGAUCCCAAAGUCGACGGAGGAGCUCUUAGAGAGUGCUGAAUACAUGAUCUACGUGAAGAAGGAGAAAAUAGCAGAGUUGACCGACCGUAUUCAGUAUUGCCUGCAAGUCGGAACCAACAUAGUGGAACUGACCGAGAUGUCCAAGUACCACUUUGACCUGACCAUUAAGACCAUUAACUGGAUCAAGGACAUCAACGACAUCUGCGACUACAAUGCUUCGCAGCAGGAGCAGUUCAAGUUCACCUUCGAGGAGCACCUGCAGGAGGUCAUCAAGAAGCUGAACAUGGACAUUGACGACCUGCUGCCCAAGUUGGCGGUCAUCGACGACAUGAGUCGGCCGGACAAGUUCCGCGACAGCUACAUCAUCCUGCAGAACUUCAUAGAUCAGCUUAAGACCUUCGACGACUACGUGGCCUGGAUCAACAAGGAGGAGAAGCUCUUUAAGAUCGCCAUAACCGAGUAUCCAAAAUUGGAGAUCAUCAAGACGUUUGUUUAUCCGUUUGCCGAGCUUAUGAAACUUUGUAUUGAGUGGCAGCGGUAUUUAAGCGUGUGGAACGACGGUCCCUUUGAGUACCUGGAACCGCAGUUUGUGGAGAGAACUACGGACGAUUACUUAAAGGAGUUCCAAAAGAACCAGAAGUACUACAGGGUCAAGAUCAAGCAGGAUCUGAUCGACAAUCCAGUGUGCAAAUUUAAGGGUCAAACCGAAGAUCCUGAUCCGGCCAAGCACCCGGUGCCGCUUCGUCUGUGCACUUCGAUGAUCCAGUCGAUCAAGGACUUCACCACCGGCGUGUUUAUAGUGAACACCAUGUGCAAUCCGGCUCUGCGCAAGCGCCACUGGAAGGAGAUGUCGGAAAUAGCCGGCUGGGACGUGACGCCCGAUGCGGGGACCACUUUGCGAAAGAUCCUCAACUCGGGUCUGGACCCGGUGCUCGACCAGUUCGAGAUCAUCAGCAUCGGGGCCAACAAGGAGCUGCAGCUGUGGAACGCGCUGCAGGCGAUGAUCAAGGAGUGGGAAAGCAGGGUGUUUCCCUACGGUCCCUAUAAGGAGACGGGUGUGACGAUUCUCAGCAGCUUGGACGACAUCCAGGCUCUGUUGGACGACCACAUCCUCAAGACUCUGGUCAUGCGCGGCUCGGCUUUCAUGAAGCCCUGCGAGGAGGAGGUGCGCGCCUGGUACGAGAAGAUCAUGCGGGUGAAUGAGACGCUCGACCAGUGGGGCAAGGUGCAGGCCAACUACCUCUACCUGCUGCCCAUAUUCUCCUCCAAGGACAUUGUGGCCCAGAUGCCCGAGGAGGGUCGCCUCUUCACCAUCGUGGAGCAGACCUACACGCGGAACAUGGGCUUGGUUCUCCGCCAGCCUCUGGUAAUGGAAACUGCUCCCGUUGCGGGUCUGCUGGAGUCCCUGCAGAAGGCCAACGAGUUGCUGGAGGACAUUGCCACUGGAGUGAGCAACUACCUGGAGAAGAAGCGCCUGUACUUCCCGCGCUUCUUCUUCCUGGCCAACGACGAGAUGCUCGAGAUCCUGUCCGAGACGAAGGAUCCCCUGCGCGUGCUCCCGCAUCUGAGCAAGUGCUUCGAGGGCAUCAACAGCCUGGAGUUCGAUGCGGCCAAGAACGUGCUGGCGAUGAUCAGCAGCGACAAGGAGACGAUCGAGUUCAUCGAGCAGGUCUCCACGGCGGCGGCCGGCGGAAGUGUGGAGAAGUGGCUGGUCGGCGUGGAGGACGAGAUGCUCAAGGCGGUGCGCUACCAGAACGAGCUCUCCUUCGCCCACUACCCGAAGGUGAAGCGGCACGAGUGGGUGCUCGAGUGGCCCCAGAUGACGGUGCUGGCCAUCUCGCAGGUCUACUGGGCGUUGCGCGUCCAUGGCUGCCUGCGCCGCACCUUCGGCGGCAACAUGGCCAUCAUGAUGAACUUUUUCCAGGAUCUGUCCAAGGAGCUGACCGACAUCGUGACCUUAGUUCGCUCGCCAAAGAUCAGCAACCUUAACCGGAUCACCAUCAAGUCACUCAUUGUGAUCGAUGUGCACGCCAAGGACGUCACCGAGGACCUCAUCAAGAACAAGGUGAGCAGCGAGUUCGACUUCCAGUGGCUGGCCCAGAUGCGCUACUACUGGGAGGACGACAAGACCUGGGUGCGGAUCAUCAACGCAACCGUUCCUUUUGCCAACGAGUACCUGGGCAACUCGGAUCGCCUGGUGAUCACCCCGCUGACGGAUCGUUGCUACCGCACUCUGGUGGGAGCUUAUCAGCUCCAUUUGAACGGAGCUCCGGAGGGACCGGCAGGCACGGGCAAGACGGAGACCACCAAGGAUCUCGCGAAGGCGCUGGCCGUCCAGUGCAAGGUCUUCAACUGCUCCGACGGCCUGGACUACAAGGCCAUGGGCAAGUUUUUCAAGGGACUGGCCUCGUGCGGCGCUUGGGCCUGCUUCGAUGAGUUCAACCGGAUCGAGUUGGAAGUGCUCUCCGUGGUGGCCCAGCAGAUCCUGCUCAUCAUCCAGGCCGUGCGCAGCAACGCCGUCAAGUUCAUGUUCGAGGGCACUGAGUUGACCCUGAAUCCGGCCUGCUACGUCUGCAUCACCAUGAAUCCCGGCUAUGCGGGUCGAUCCGAGCUGCCGGACAAUCUUAAAGUGCUCUUCCGUUCGGUGGCCAUGAUGGUGCCGGACUACGCCAUGAUCGGCGAGAUCUCUCUCUACUCCUACGGGUUCGUCGAUGCCCGAAAGCUGGCCGUGAAGAUCGUGACCACUUACCGCCUCUGUUCGGAGCAGCUCUCCAGCCAGAAUCACUACGAUUACGGAAUGCGAGCCGUGAAGACGGUGCUCUCCGCCUGCGGCAACAUCAAGAAGCAAUAUCCGGACGAGGUGGAGGAUAUUCUGCUGCUGCGGAGCUUGAUCGAUGUGAAUCUGCCCAAGUUCCUCUCGUUCGAUGUGCCCCUGUUCGAGGGCAUCAUUUCGGACAUCUUUCCGGGCAUCAAGUUGCCCCACAUCGAUUACAGCCUGGUAGAAACGGAGUUUGUGCGAGUCUGUCUGGAGGAGGACCUGGAGCCCGCUCCCAGUUUCCUGCUCAAGGUGAUACAGACAUACGAGAUGAUCAUUGUGAGGCACGGAUUCAUGCUGGUGGGAGAACCGCUGGCCGGAAAGUCCAAGACACUCCAGGUGCUGGCCAAGGUCUUGUCCGCACUGAAAAUCAAGGCGCCGCAGAAGAGCAACUACUUUCAGCACGUCCAAAUGGGCAUCAUGAACCCCAAGUCCAUUACCAUGAACCAGCUGUACGGCUCCUUCGAUCCCAUCUCGUACGAGUGGACAGAUGGCCUGGUGGCCAAGAUCUUCCGUGACUUUGCCAUGACGCCCACACCGGAUAGGAAGUGGGUCAUUUUUGACGGACCCGUGGAUGCCGUUUGGAUUGAGAACAUGAACACGGUGCUGGACGACAACAAGAAGCUGUGCCUGACCAGCGGCGAGGUGAUCACCAUGACCAACGAGAUGUCGAUGGUGUUCGAGGUGAUGGACCUGGCCCAGGCCUCGCCAGCCACCGUCUCCCGAUGCGGCAUGAUCUACAUGGAGCCCUCGACUCUCGGAUGGCGGGCCUUCGCCAACAGCUGGCUAAAGAAGGCGGAUCCGCGCUGGGCGGAUGAGGAGAACGUGCCCUAUGUGCUGGCCCUGUUCCAGUGGCUGCUAACUCCCUGCCAGACUUUUGUGCGGCGGUACUGCAGUCAGUUCAUAAAACCAGGAGAGUUCAACUGCAUGCGGACCACCUUCAGCCUAUUCGAAAUGCAGAUUGCGGAGGCCAUCGAGGAGAACCCGGAGGACUACCAGAAGUACAUACAGAGCUACUUCCAGGCUGCCAUGCUGUACUCUCUGAUUUGGGGAGUGGGCGGCGUGCUGGACACCGCCUCUCGGGAGAAGUUCGAUCUGUUUCUGCGGAAGCUUUGGGACAGCGAUCCUCCUCCGCCGGAGCCUCUGGGAAAAAUGGAGAUAACUCCGCCCAACGAGGGACUUUUGGUGGACUACGUCUUCUUGUACAAGCAGCGCGGAGCGUGGCGAUAUUGGCCCGAUCUUGCCAAGCGCAUGGACGUGGAGGAGACCAAGACGGGAGUGAUUGUGCCCACGGUGGACACGGGGCGGUACAUCCACCUGCUGAAGAUGCACGUGGAUCACAAGAGGCGAAUGCUGCUCGUUGGACCGACGGGCACUGGGAAAACGGUCUACAUCCAGAACUACCUGAUGAACAAGCUGGACAAGGAUGUGUUCGAGACGGGAUUCAUCACCUUCACCGUGAUGAUCUCGGCCAACCAGUGCCAGGACCUGCUCAUCUCCAAGCUGCAGAAGUGGAAGCGCGGCAUCUACGGCCCGCCGAAGGGCAUGCAGAGUGUCCUCUUCGUGGACGACAUGAACAUGCCGGUGAAGGAGGUCUACGGCGCCCAGCCUCCGCUGGAGCUGCUGCGUCAGUUCUUCGACUACGGUCAUGUCUACGACCUGAAGGACAGCUCCAAGGUCUUCAUCCACAACGUGCUGAUCAUGGCGGCCUGCGGACUGCCCGGCGGCAGUCGCCAGGAUGUCUACGCCCGCUUCCUGAACCACUUCAACGUCUAUUCGAUUAACACGUUCAGCGACGACAGCAUGUUCCGCAUCUUCCUGAACGUGGCGCUCAAUGGCUUCCGGCGCUGUGGCCACGGCCAGGAUGUGUUCGUGGUGACCAACCAGAUAGUGAGCGCCACGCAGAGCAUCUACAAGCUGGUCCAGUCGGAGAUCAGGGCCACGCCGGCCAAGUCGCACUAUAUAUUCAACCUGCGCGACAUGUCGCGCGUGGUCACCGGAUGCACUUUGGUGCGCAAGGAGUCCGUCACGGACAAGAAGAUCUUCGUGCGGGUCUGGUACCACGAGGCCAUGCGGGUCUUCUACGAUCGCCUGGUGGACGACGUGGACCGCAAGUGGAUGUUCGAGAAGCUGAACGAUUGCCUGAAGGCCAAUUUCAAGGAGAAGGUGGAGACUGUCUUCGAAAGAUACUGCGUUCCGGGAAAGGACGAGCCGGAGUUCACCAUGGAGGCGGCCAGCAACAUCCUGUUCGGCGUGUACUUCGACGAGGACAGCGUGCCGGACGAGCGGCGCUACGAGGAGGUGCCCAGCAUGGAGGUCUUCCUGAACCUGGCCAAGACCAGCCUGGAGGACUACAACUCGACGCGUCGCAACAAGAUGGACAUCACCCUGUUCACCUUUGCGCUGCAGCAUCUCAACCGCAUCUGCCGCAUCAUAUCGAUCCAGGGAGCCAGUGCCCUGAUCAUCGGACUGGGCGGAUCCGGUCGCCAGUCCCUGACCAAGCUGGCCACCAACAUGGUGCAGACGUCGUUCUUCCAGCCGGAGAUCACCAAGAACUACGGGGCCAACGACUGGCACGACGACAUCAAGGCGAUCCUCAAGGAGGCGGGCGGCAUGAACAAGCACACCACCUUCCUGAUCACCGAAAACCAGAUCAAGAUGGAGCUCUUCCUGCAGGACAUCGACUGUCUCCUCAACCAGGGCGAGGUGCCCAACAUCUUCCCCAUCGACGAGAAGCAGGAGGUCCUGGAAAUGGUUCGCCUGGCUGCGCAGGGAGGCAACCGGAACAUCGAUGUCUCCGCCCUGCAGGUCUUCUCCUUCUUCGUGGACCGCUGCAAGCAGAAACUGCACAUGAUCCUCAGCUUCUCGCCCAUCGGAGAUGCUCUGAGGACGAGGGUGCGUCUGUAUCCCUCACUGGUCAACUGCUGCACCAUCGAUUGGUACGACAGCUGGCCCGAGGAGGCGCUGGCCAUGAUUGCCCAGAUGUCGCUGCUGGACGUCAAUGUCCCCAGCGAGGACAUCAAGCUGGCCAUCAUGGACACCUGCCAGUACUUCCACACGACGGCGGCGAAGACCACGCGAGCCUUCUGCCAGAUGACCGGACGCCACAUCUACCAGACGAACGCCUCCUUCAUCGAGCUGAUCCGCUCCUUCCAGACGCUCAUCGCCCGCAAGCAGAACGAGACGAUGCUGGCCAAGAUGCGCUACAUCGGUGGCCUGGACACUUUAGCUCAGGCAGCCGCCGCCAUCUCGAUCAUGCAGCGGGACCUGAAUGCCCUGCAGCCCAAGUUGGUCGCCCUGGCGGAGGCGUCGCGCAAGAUGAUGCUGGAGAUCAACAAGGAGACGCUGGCCGCCAGUGCCGCCGCCGAGCAGGUGAAACGGGACGAGGAGGUGGCAUCCGUGCAGGCCGAGGCCGCCCAGGUGCUGAAGCACGACUGCGAGCGGGACCUGGCCAAGGCCAUUCCCGUCCUGGAAGACGCCUUGGCUGCUCUGAACACCCUCAAACCCGCGGACAUAACGCUGGUCAAGUCGAUGAAGAAUCCCCCGCCGGUCAUCAAGCUGGUGAUGGCGGCAGUUUGUGUGAUCAAGGGGAUUCCCCCCGAGCGCAUCCCGGACCCGGCCUCCGGCAAAAUGGUGCAGGACUACUGGGGACCCAGCAAGCGGCUGCUGGGCGAGAUGAACUUUCUGCCGGCACUGAAGGAGUUCGACAAGGACAACAUUCCGGCGGACAUCAUGAAGCGCAUCCGCAAGGAGUUCAUCCCCAACAAGGACUUCGAUCCCAAGGUGGUGGCCAAGGCAUCCAGUGCAGCCAAGGGUCUCUGCCAGUGGAUCAUUGCGAUGGACAUGUACGACGAGGUGGCCAAGGUCGUGGCGCCCAAGAAGGCCAAGCUGGCCGGGGCGGAGAAGGAGUACGCCGACACCAUGGAGUUCCUAGCCCAGAAGAGGGCGCUGGCCCUGGCCCUCGAGGAGAAGGUGGCCCAGCUGAACAUCGAGCUGGACAAGGCCAACGCGGAGAUGCAGAAGACGGAGGACCACGCCGAGAGCUGUCGCAACAAGCUGCUCCGAGCGGAGGCCCUGAUCGGCGGACUGGGUGGGGAGAAGUCGCGCUGGAACAAGGCGGCCGAGGAUCUCCAGGAGCUGUAUGACCACCUGCCGGGCGACGUGCUCAUCUCCUGCGGCAUCAUCGCCUACCUGUCGGCCGUGAAUCUGCAAUACCGGUCGGAGUGCGUCAAGAACUGGUUCAAGAAGGUGACCGACCUGAAGAUCCCCUGCUCCACCAAGUACUCCAUCUCGGAUGUGCUGGGCCUGGAGGUGACCAUCCAGAACUGGCAGCUGGACGGGCUGCCCAACGACGAGUUCUCCAGCGAGAACGCCAUCAUCUCGGCCAACUCCAGCCGAUACAGCCUGUUCAUCGAUCCGCAGGCGCAGGCCAACAACUGGCUGAAGAACAUGGAGCGCAAGAACCGGCUGAACUGCGUCAAGUUCAACCAGAGCAACUACAUGAAGGUGAUAGCCGAGGCGCUGGAGUACGGCACCCCCGUCAUCAUCGAGAACGUGCAGGAGGAGCUGGAGGUGCCGCUCGACCCGAUCCUGAUGCGCCAGACCUUCCUCCAAGGCGGCGUCAAGCACAUCAGCCUGGGCGAGGCGGUGGUGCCGGUGAACCCGAACUUCCGGCUCUACAUGACCUGCAACCUGCGCAACCCGCACUUCCUGCCGGAGACCUUCAACAAGGUGACCGUGAUCAACUUCGCCCUCACCCAGAACGCCCUGAUGGACCAGCUGCUCAGCAUUGUGGUGGCCAAGGAGCGGCCCGAUCUCCAGGAGCUGCGCAUAACGCUCACCACGGAGGCGGCGGCCAACAAGGGAGCGCUCCGGGAUGCAGAGAACAUGAUCCUGAAGACGCUCAGCGCCGGCGGCGACAUUCUGGAAAACGAGGCGGCCAUCCAGAUCUUGGCGGACUCGAAGGGUCUGUCCAAGGACAUCGUGGAGAAGCAGGAGGCGGCCAAGGAGACGGUGGCCAAGAUCGAGGCCUUCCGGCUGAACUACAAGCCCGUGGCGGUGCACUCCUCCAUACUUUACUACUCCAUAACGGAUCUGCCGAACAUCGAUCCCAUGUACCAGUUCUCCCUCAACUGGUACAUCAACCUCUACAUGUACUCCAUCGAGACGGCCAACAAGUCGAAGGAUCUGCCGCGGCGCAUCAAGUUCCUGGUGGACGGCUUCACCCGCAACCUGUACAACAACGUCUGCCGCUCCAUUUUCGAGAAGGACAAGCUGCUCUACUCCUUCAUCCUCACCGCCCGCAUCCUGCUGGGCACCGGUCAGGUGGAGAUGCGCCAUUUUGCCCACCUGGUCACGAACGCCAAGGAGUCGACGAACAUUCCGCCCAAUCCGGAUCCCAGCUGGAUCACCGAAACCGUCUGGCUGAAUGUGCUCCGCUUGGAGGAACUGAAGGAGCUGAAGGGCAUUGUGGAGCACUUCAAGAGCCACCUGUCCGCCUGGCAGGCCAUCUACGACCACUUCUCGCCGGAGAAGCAACCUCUGCCGGCUCCGUGGCACGACAAGACCACCGCCUUCGAGAAGAUUAUUGUUUUAAAGGCUCUUCGCCCCGAUUCCGUGUUCCUGGCGGUGCGCAUCUUCAUUGCCGAGUGCAUCGGGGAUCAGUAUGUGACGCCGCCGGAGUUCGACAUCUCCAAGUCGUAUGCGGACUCCACGGCACUCACACCGCUGGUGUUCAUCCUCUCGCCCGGAGCAGAUCCUCUGGGCUCUCUGCUGGCGUUCGCCGAGAAGAUGGGCCAGGAGGAGUCCUUCCAGAGCAUCUCGCUGGGCCAGGGACAGGGUCCGAUUGCCACGGCGCUGAUCAAGAACGCUCAGGAGAUGGGCUACUGGGUGUGCCUGCAGAACUGCCAUCUGGCCGCCUCCUGGAUGCCCUACCUGGAGUACCUGUGGGAGAACAUGGACACCUUCAACACCACACCCAACUUCCGCAUCUGGCUGACAGCCUAUCCCACACCCCAAUUCCCGGUUACCAUCCUCCAGAACGGCGUCAAGAUGACCAACGAACCACCCACCGGACUAAAGGAGAACCUUAUGCGCUCCUACAACUCGGAGCCCAUCAACGACUACGAGUUCUACACGGGAUGUGCCAAGCAGGAUCGCGCCUUCACCCGGCUGCUCUACGGCAUUUGCUUCUUCCACGCGGUGGUCCAGGAGCGCAGGAAGUACGGCCCCUUGGGAUGGAACAUAGCCUACGGAUUCAACGAGUCCGACUUGCAGAUCUCUGUGCUUCAGCUGAGCAUGCUCCUGAACCAGUACGACCACGUGCCCUACGACGCCAUCUCGUACUUGACCAGCGAGUGCAAUUACGGAGGCAGGGUCACCGAUAACUGGGAUCGCCGCCUGAUCGUCACCAUCCUGGCGGACUUCUGCAAUGCCCAGGCAGUUUCCGACAAUCGCUACCGGUUCGCCAGCGACGAUCGCUACAUCCUGCCCCGCAAGACGGAGCACCGCGAGAUCCUGCGCUACCUGGACGAGAAUCUGCCCUCGCUGGCGCCGCCCGAGGUCUACGGCCUGCACGCCAACUCCGGCAUCACCCGGGAUCUGCAGACGACCAAGACGCUGCUCGACUCGAUGAUCCUUCUGCUGGGCAGCGAGGCAGCGGGAUCAGCGGGAGCGGGCGUCAGUGUGGAGCAGGUCAUCCUGGACACCAUCAAGCAGAUCGAGCACGACAUGCCCGCGGACAUGGACAUUGAGGCGGCGGCGGAGAAGUAUCCGGUGGACUACAACGAGUCCAUGAACACGGUGGUCGUGCAGGAAAUGGAGCGGUUCCUCAAGCUGCAGAAGGAGAUCCGGGCCUCCUGCCGGGACCUGGCCAUGGGCAUCAAGGGCAUCAUCGUGAUGACGCCCGAUCUGGAGAACGUGAUGACAGCGAUGAAGUUCAACCGCAUUCCGACCAAGUGGAUGUCCAAGUCGUACCCCUGCCUGAAGCCACUGGGUUCCUAUGUCCAGGAUCUGUACAAAAGAGUCAACUGGCUGCACGAUUGGCACCACCACGGGAAGCCGCCGACCUUCUGGUUGUCCGGAUUCUUCUUCACACAGGCCUUCCUCACGGGCGCCAUGCAGAACUUCGCCCGGAAAUACAAGAUCCCCAUAGACACCCUGACCUUCGACUACGACGUGCUCAAGGUGGAGACGAAGGCCACGCCGCCGGACGACGGGGUGUACUGCAACGGACUGUUCCUGGAGGGCGCCCGCUGGGACUGGCGUGACGGCUGCCUGGUGGAGCAGCUGCCCAAGGUGCUGAUCUACACCAUGCCCGUGAUCUACUUCCGGCCCAUCGGACUCGUCGACGUGGUCGAGGGCUCGCGCUACCGCUGCCCGCUCUACAAGACCGGCGAACGCAAGGGCACGCUCUCCACGACGGGUCACUCCACGAACUACGUGGUGCCGCUGCUGCUGAGCACCCAUGUCAAGGCCUCGCACUGGGUCAAGCGAAGCGUGGCCCUGAUCUGCCAGACGAGCGACUAAGCUUCCUAUUAAACCAUUUUCUGUUAACGUAUUCAUGUGUUUUGAACAUAUGCAAAGAUUUUUUAUUGCAUGUGUCUAAAUUACAAGGUAGAGUUGUAAGCGAA
Molecule: messenger RNA, 12070 nt
Organism: Drosophila ficusphila
Lineage: Eukaryota; Metazoa; Arthropoda; Insecta; Diptera; Drosophilidae
Gene: Dhc62B
Product: dynein axonemal heavy chain 12
Exons: 10
Coding region: 72-11966 (3964 amino acids)
Biological process (GO): microtubule-based movement
Cellular component (GO): dynein complex
Molecular function (GO): dynein intermediate chain binding; ATP binding; ATP hydrolysis activity
Source: RefSeq, a predicted model, not a curated record